GCAAAGGGGGGAAAAUAAACAAUUUCCGAUCUUUAAUUACCUGGCAGCUCUCGUCGUUGUCGUCGUCGGGCGGUGGUGGUGGCGGCGACAAACCUCAGAACGUCGUCGUUCGGUACGGUACGGUAUAUGAGAGCGGAUGCAUCUGCGAUUCCUUUUUCUUUUCCCCCGUUUUUUGUUGUUGUUUUGGGGCGAUGAGAAGGAUGUGUGAUGAUGCUCCAAUUGUAAAUUGGCUAAUCGGCCAACAGCGCUGCUGCCUGCCUGCCUGCUCAUCUAGUCUAUCGCAUCGCUUUCGGUCGUACGGUCGCGGGUUGGUAAACGAUACACCGACUGACUGAGAGAGAGAGAAACGGCCGCCUGUUUUAGUGUAGGGCCGUUGGGUGUUGUGUUACCCCCCUUUUUUGUACGCGAUCGGUUGAUUGAUUACGGGGUGAAUUAUUUGUGUAUUAUGAAUUUGAUGAUUUAGUGCAGUUGGUCGUUCAUUCAUUCUUGAUAGAAGUGUGUGAUUCAUCUCGCUUUUACCGAAAACACAAAACAACAAUACACGACGAGAGGAGGAGGAAAAGGAGUAGAAUCGAUCAGCCCAGCAGCAUUAUGUAAUGCGAUCAUCGUAUGGCGAAUGUGUGUCUUGCAAUUGUGGACUGACGAGAGCAAAGGGGUUCGUUGCUUGUGCGUUUUUUCGCUAAAAUCGUUUGGUGGGAAAAUAAUGCUAGCAUAAUGCUUAGCUUAACAUAAUUGCCAAUAGUGAGCGCUUUUGUGAAUCAAAAUAAUUCAAACACACACACUUCGGCGCACGGUUGAUCGAUGAACAGGCAAUCGGCGAUCAUCAUCAUCACCAUCCCCACGAUGCGCUACACAAUGGAGGGCGGUUCGAUUGAAGCUUUAUUACUAUUUCACAAUGGACACCGACGAUGUGGAAUCCUCGAGCAGUAGCACGAUGUCGAGCCUGAACAGUCUGUUUUCCUUCACCAGCCCGGCGGUGAAGAAGCUGCUCGGCUGGAAGCAGGGCGACGAGGAGGAAAAAUGGGCCGAAAAGGCGGUGGACAGUCUGGUGAAGAAGCUGAAGAAGCGAAAGGGCGCCAUCGAGGAGCUGGAGCGGGCCCUCUCCUGCCCUGGACAGCCCUCCAAGUGCGUCACCAUACCGCGUUCGCUCGAUGGACGGCUGCAGGUAUCGCACCGCAAGGGGCUGCCGCACGUCAUCUACUGUCGCGUGUGGCGCUGGCCGGACCUGCAGAGCCACCACGAGCUGAAGCCGAUCGAAACGUGCCAGUAUCCGUUCAGCGCGAAGCAGAAGGAGGUGUGCAUCAACCCGUACCACUACAAGCGCGUUGAGAGCCCGGUGCUGCCGCCGGUGCUGGUGCCCCGCCACUCGGAGUUUGCGCCGGGCCACUCGCUGCUGCCCUUCCACCAGAUGAACGAGCCAAACAUGCCGCACAACGUGAACUACUCGAACACGGGCUUCAACAACUCGCACAUGGGCGGCGGAGGUGGUGGUGGUGGAGGGGGUGGCGGGGGUGGAGGAGGCGGUGGAAAUGGUGGCAAUGGUGGCAAUGGUGGGGGCGGAGCAGGCGGUGGACCGAACUCGCCCAUUUCCUCGCACAUGGGACCGAACAGCCCGAUGUCGUCGGUGUCGAGCCCGGGGCCGAUCAGCUCGAACCCGCAGAGCCCGUACGGGGCGCUGCCGGAGACGCCCCCGCCCGCCUACAGCCCGCCGGAGGAGGGCAACACGGUGAGCGGCGGCCAGGACGGCAACCAGAUGGACACGAACCAGAUGCACGGCGAGGUGGCACCGGUCAGCUACCAGGAGCCGCCGUACUGGGCGAGCAUAGCGUACUACGAGCUGAACUGUCGCGUCGGCGAGGUGUUCCACUGCACCAACACGUCGAUCAUCGUCGACGGGUUCACGAACCCGUCGAACAACUCGGACCGCUUCUGCCUCGGCCAGCUGAGCAACGUGAACCGGAACAGCACGAUCGAGAACACCCGGCGCCACAUCGGCAAGGGGGUGCACCUGUACUACGUCGGGGGCGAGGUGUACGCGGAGUGUCUGUCCGACUCGGCGAUCUUCGUGCAGAGCCGGAACUGCAACCAUCACCACGGGUUCCAUCCGAGCACGGUGUGCAAAAUACCGCCCGGCUGCUCGCUCAAGAUCUUCAACAACCAGGAGUUCGCCCAGCUGCUGUCGCAGUCGGUCAACCACGGCUUCGAGGCGGUGUACGAGCUGACCAAGAUGUGCACGAUACGCAUGAGCUUCGUGAAGGGGUGGGGCGCCGAAUAUCACCGGCAGGACGUGACGUCAACGCCGUGCUGGAUCGAAAUUCAUCUGCACGGGCCGCUGCAGUGGCUGGACAAGGUGCUGAUGCAGAUGGGUUCGCCGCACAACGCGAUCAGCUCGGUGUCGUAAGGGGGUGUGGGUGUGUGUAUGUGUGGUUCGCGCGUCUUCAGAUUAGACAUUUAGCAGUAAAGGCGGACGUGUGUUCGGACAGUUUGGUGUAAAAGAAUGUAGACUAAUAUUGCUGGGCCGAGCGGAAGGGAUACGUGUUUGCUAGUAUCAGCCUAGUGACUAAACAUAGCAUCAUACUUAUCGUUUAAGACUAAAGGUGAAGUAAACUGGACGAUGCCAUUAUAGAACGGAAACGGGAAGAUUUCAACCAUCCUGAGCCAGAGCAAUCUAUUAAUUACGCAAAAAAAACGAAACCACAUGCACGAAAAAAGGGCGAAAAAGAGUACAUUUGAAGGUUUAGUUUUUAUGUUAGUGCAUUACGCGCGAGAGUGUUUUCGAUGCAAGAAACGGUACGGUAAUGUAAUGUACGCAAGCCAGCUAGCAGUUUAAGGGAGGUUUUGUUGAUAAGUGUCUUUAUACGUUUUAAUUGUUUUUUUUUUAAUUCGCCCGACCUUUUAAGCAGAUGACAGAUUAAGCGGUGUAAGAAUGCUGUUCAGUUUCUUCGUACCUUGUUAAGAAUAUCCGUGUGCGCCGGUAUGGAAAGCGAGCAUAAAAGAUAGUUGUAUCCGUUUAAAUUUUAGAUCGACUAAACCGAUGAUCCGGCAUCGCUUUACAGUAUGAUUAGGGGUUUGUUUUUAAAUACUGCUGCAAAAUGCGCCAAUUUAUGCACUUUUUUGUUAUUGUGAAGUAAAGGCUGCAGUACCUGUGUGUGGGCUACUAUUUGUCCCGCGAAGAACGAAUCAGCAACCAUGCAAAGGGUUUCAAUAAUGUAGGUUGUUUGGCCUUAUUUUGGAGAAGUUACUACAGACAAACGUUGCUCUCCAGUUAACUGUGCCCCUGUGUGUUGACGGCAACCAGCAGCAGCUGCAAACACACGGCGAUUAUGCAAACAAAAAAAGGUCCUAGCAGAGCGAGUGCAAUUUAUAUGUUCCCCCGAAAGAGUCAGGCCUAGUAGAUCCAAAUCAAACGGGAUGGAUACGAUUUUUGAACGUGAUAAGAUUAUUCUGAUGCCAUCAAACAAACGUGCAACUAUGAGAAGAGUAUAGAGUUAAGACAAAAGAAAACGCAAGAUGCAAUUUAUUGUUUACGCAGAGAGUGGCGGUGUAUGAAAACUGCUUCCGCACGCGCGUGCACCCGUUUGGAGUUAUGAUUUUCGUGUACUGUAAGUGUGGUGCAACAAAUUCUGCUCCAACAGUGUGUAUGUGUGUAUGUGCGUUUUUAUGUUACAAUAUAUCUUUUUUUUUAUGUUUGUAGCAAAGUUUUAUUCAGUUGCUAGUAAAAUUAACUUGUUUCAUAGAGUUCGGUUUAAUAAGAUUUAUAAGAGAGCGAUAGAGAGAGAGAGAGAGAGAGAGGUUCGCAGAGAUGUAUGCUUUUUUGUAUAAUGACGUUAUUCUUUAUUAUUGCUUGUGCUUCCCGCUGUGCUCGACAAGCAGAUUUAAUCUUGCGUGCGAGUGCAACCAAAAACCUUACAUGCCAACACUAAGCUUAGCGUUCACGCAGUUGAUAGUGCACGAGGGACGAUUCAACCCUUCAGAUUCAAUCUUUCUCCUACACUGUUUCAGUAUUUCAGCACCCCGAAACGAAACAUACACUCUCCGUACCUUGCUUUUUACUUGGUGGUUGAAGUGCUAAAAGAAAAGCUUUCACAAAUAUUGGCGCCCAAAUGUUCUUCCCAUCCUUUGCCUAUGUGCCCACAACGCUAAUGACGCGUAAAAACGUUUACUUUGUGCAAUGCUUUCGUUAGUAGAAAGUAAGAUAAAACUGAAUUGAUUGCCUUAUAUUACAAAACAAAAAAUAACAACAACAGUGUCGACGUUGUAGUGCCUCAAGCAGCUUGUAACAGACUAAUAGAUAUUAUGCAAAUGUUAUAUUUUGACAAAGAAAGAAGAUGCGCUUCUCUCUGCCUUGAACACAAUUGUGCCACCGCGAAUGCGAAAAGAAAACGUAACGGAAACGGUUCGGCCUUGAUUGGAUGAAACGAAAAACGAAACGGACGACAAACGCUUUUAGACAGUGGACAGGAACGUGUUUGGCCUUUUGCAUAAAUGCCUUUGUUUUUGUUUUUAACUAGACGUUUAAGUGAAUGUGCAAGCCGAUAAAGCAUGCAAUACAGAAAUGCGCCUUAUUUUUCACGAUACACAAUAACAACAGCCUUUUCAAAGACAGGAUUCACGCAGGAUGGAGAUACUUUGACGCGUAAAGGUGGUCCGUGCAUUGCUGUGGAAGAAUUUAUUUUUUCAUAAGCUCCAAAAUGCUUAACAGAUGAGGACGACGAGAUUAGCAAAAAAAAGAAACACAUGUAAAGAGUUCACCGAGGCCAUAUUACUGGCAACUGGAAAAUACGUCCGGACUAGCAAACUAUUAAGUGUCGUGUUCGAUUAUGUAUUUUUAGCUAAUUGAUUCUCCUCAUCCGUGUGCGUGUGUGUAUGUGUGCGUGUGCCUGUGUGUGCGUGCUUCGUGCCUUGAAUUACGUUUGCGACUCUGUGUGCGUGUGCGUGUGUGUAUAUGCGUGUUCGUGUUUGCGUCUGUAUAGUGUGAAUUAUUUUGAAAUACAGUUACUUUUUAGACGGUAUACUUUAACACUACCAUAAAAGCGAAACAAUCAACUGUGUACUACACAGAUCUUAAACGAUUUGGAGACAAAAAAACAAAAGAAGUGCGAAGUAGCAAAAGAACUAAGUGUACGAAACAAAAGCAAAAAAAGGUAGAACAAAAUGGAAAAUAACAGUUACAUGUACAUAUUAGAGACCAGCGCAAUGAUUGAAUAGCUUGAAAUGCGUACAAAAUGAAACUGGUCCCCCAUAAUUGUAUUAAAAAUGAUAAAUAUGAUAGACAAAACGUAAAACAAGAAGAUUAAACAAAAUCUACUCAAACAAAAAAUAAAAACAUGCAAGCAGCAACAAGCCACAUGUUGAACCUAUAUCUUGCUCACUUAGAUUAAAGUAUGUCCCGGUAUGGCUCGAAAGCAAUUAAAAAAAGGUGAAAAGGAGAGUUCAAAGAAGAAGAAAAAAAAAACAAAUGGAAACAAAUCAUGUUUUAUCACCUAAGUGUAGCUGCACAUUUCCCGAAGCAAGAACGCAAAAAAAAAGAAAAAGAAACAAUAUAUACAACUGCGAAAAACAUGAAGCAAAACAACAACAAUUGCAAACAAAAGCAAGAAAAAACAGAUGCAUAUAACAAAUCACGCAUGCUAUCUUAUACAUACGGACAGAAUAAAACUUCAACAUUGCCGUUAGAUUAAAGCAAAAUGCUAACAUUGAUAAAACAAAAACACAAACAAUCAAGCCUCGGUAGCAAAUUUUGCAAAAGCGAAACAUUAUCAGAUUAUCAUCAAACACUCCGCCGACAAGCGUAACUCGCGAAGCAAGAAGAAAAGGUAAAGUACGAAUGAGCCAUUUCGCAGCAGGAAAGACCGUUUAGUGAUAAAAGUUCUGCUUAUAGUGCACAACCAUUUUCAAUGAUUCAGAAAGUAUGAUAAGUGUGUUUUGGUGUUUGUAAAAGAUGUAAGAACAAACCUGAAACAAAAAAACAAAAAAACAAAAGAAAAAAGCAAGUGAACAAAGCGGAGUAAAAGUGGUAAAAGGUUGAAAGGAAGACCGGCUGAACAGAUGAAUUGAUAGAAUAGAUACAACAGACAGAAACAUAACACACCAGCAAAACAAAAAGCUCUUAACGCAAAAAAAAACAUGAGAUGAAAGAUGGGAUAAACAAUCGUAUAAAAUGCUCAAUCAGCUAUUUUUCAUCGCAGCGCGCCGGUGUGUUUUUGUUUGCUCUUGAAACACAGGGGGUAUCCUUACAUAUUUCUUCACCUGACACGUCGUCCAUCAUCACACAUCAUUUCAUCGCUGCUGGUUGACAAGAAUCGUUCGAUCGUUAGCGUCGGUAAAGCUAUUCUUAAGGUACGCGACAUUUGCGAGACACUAACUGUAGUGUAUGUAUAGCUGUAGCGCGCAUGUUUAGAGCAUAAAUGAAAGCGAUUGUAAUGAUAGAGAGAGGGAGAGAGCGAAGAGCGCCCCGCGCUCGUGUUGUCCGUAGAACUAUGCAUUAAAAAGAACGACACCUUGCAUGAACCCGUCGUCCCACGGGAGAGGCUCUUGUUCAAGAAGGCGCCCGAUUUCCCAGCCCAAUCGAAGCUUCCUUCAUUUUCACCCUCCCAUCCAUCCUUACACCGACAUCUCCUGCACACGCCCAUAGUUCGUAACCACUGUGCCAUGUGUGUGUUUACACAGGCCACCUCCAAAACACGUACAUCUCAAUGAUCUCAAGUGAAAUGAAUGAAAUACUUAGUUUCGAUUGUCCUCUGAUUUAAAAAACAACUAAAAUAGUAAGCGAUUACUUUUUCGAAGGCGCAACGAAAGCGCAUAUCUGAAGCGCCUAAAACGGAUACGAACAACCAUGAGAAAUUGGCCUAAAUGCGUGGAUGGAAACCCGUUUGCCCGCGUAAAGUAAAUCAAAACUAAUAAAAAAAAAAUGUACACCAUCAUGCCAUAAAAUAAGAGCACUCGAAGCGAAGGAGUGCCAGUAAAGGUGUUGCGAGCGUUGUGUGCGGCUUUGUUUCGUAAGCUUUAGUUUAGUAACUCUGGGCGUCGUCAAUCAUCUCGAGGAUGAGAUCGUUUUUAAUCAGUUUAACGUACUUUUUCCUACAAAACAAGAAGUAACAAUGAUGUACAGAAAUGGAAACAGUGCAAAACGAAACAAAACAUUAAAAAGAGUAUACAAUAAUGCAACAUAAUGUGAAAAUGAUGGUGCACAAUAUGUUGCUGUGUAAACUACACAGCGACACGGAAACAAACAGAAAUAGUUUAAAGCCUCCCCCUAACCCCCAAAUCGUCAGCGAAUGAAUAUUUUACGUCGUGGUAUUUAGGUUCUUGUGGCUCUUUCUUCCCACUUAAGUUGAAAAAGUGUGAAAAUAUCAUUGUAGUGUGUAAUCGAGCGAGCGUAUAUUACGGCGAAGGAAACAGAAGCAGGUGGAACAGAAAAGGGAAAUAAUUCAUAUGUGCGCGCUCGUAUGUUAAGAACGGUAUGAAUAAAAUCAAUAAAAUAAAAGAAACAGAAAAACUAA
Messenger RNA from Anopheles coluzzii, 7502 nucleotides. RefSeq names its product protein mothers against dpp (gene Mad). NCBI's taxonomy places the organism in Eukaryota, Metazoa, Arthropoda, Insecta, Diptera, Culicidae. Gene Ontology annotation, molecular function: RNA polymerase II cis-regulatory region sequence-specific DNA binding; DNA-binding transcription factor activity, RNA polymerase II-specific; I-SMAD binding. The coding region runs from base 896 to 2401 and encodes 501 amino acids. The transcript is spliced from 3 exons. Gene Ontology annotation, cellular component: heteromeric SMAD protein complex. Gene Ontology annotation, biological process: anatomical structure morphogenesis; SMAD protein signal transduction; transforming growth factor beta receptor signaling pathway. The record is from RefSeq and is a predicted model, not a curated record.